UUUCUUUUAGUUUGGACUACUUGUCCCAAGAUGCAGUUCCACACCCCCCGUUCCCUAGUUACUGUCUCCAAGCGCUGGAGUCAGUGUUUGGAGAAAGAGAUUAAGGCUUAUCAAAGUUUUGGCUUUGUUGCAAAAGCCAGUCGAGGCUUAACUGUUCUCUGGUGAACCAGUGUGCAGAUUGUGACAUAUGUCUGUCCAACAAAUAAAUAAACAUGCAGUUCUCCCUCCUAUCAUUAGUAGAAGUGACAAGGAAUUUUUGGAAAGUAUGCAAAGAUACAUAAUUACAGAAACUGAAAGAGUGGGCUGUAAUGAGGAAGGACCUGCUGAUGAAUAUUACAUCAUAUACCGAAAUGUUUUUGAUAAGGUAAUAGAGUAUGUCACUGCAUACAAAUCCAUUCUUACUUCAAUCAAAAAAGAAUAUGAUGCCUUUAUUGAGACAAUAAAGGAAAGCCAAAAGACUGCAUUUUGUCUUCAUGGAAAACUUAAAGCUUUGGCAGCAGAGCCCAUAGCGUUGGUAUAUCACAGGAAAAGAACAAUCCAACUUGAAGCAAAAAUGAGGGUUAUUGAAAAUAAUUCCUCACAAAUUCAAUUGCAAAUAGACCAAAUGAAGCAACUUAGGGCAGAGUAUGACACAAAAGAAGCAAAAUAUCAUACUUUCUCCAAAGAUCCUUCAAAACCUAUUCCAGGCAUGACUCUCCAAGAAUCCGUCAGUUUAGAUGCUCUCACUAAAUACUUGAAACAUCUUGAAGAUAAAUAUGCCGAAAUUAAACAGGUUAUGUUGAAAAAAUAUGUACCAGUUCAGAGGAAGGCAGAUUUAGAUGAGGAAAUGAUGGUGACAUUAAAACGGAGAGAUUUAGCUGAAAAUUUAAACAAAGAAUUACAGUUUCGUCAUCAAAGACUGCAGAUUAUUUCAAAUGCACUUACUUCAUGGGUAAAAUCUGAUAUGAGCAGCUCAUUUCAAGAUUUCGUGGAGCAAAUUCAGAAAAGUAAAGAUUUACAUGGUGACCAAGGCAUUAUUGAGGAACUGCUUGAAGAUGAUCCAGGCAAGGCAAAAGAAGCUGAAAUUUUGCUUUCCUACAUUGAAAGGUUCAAUGAAUUAAUGUUGCUUGGUGAAUAUGAAAAGGCAGCUUGUUUUGCAGCACACAGUCCUAGAAGAAUUCUUCAAAACAUUGGGACAGUGAAUAAAUUUAAGGCUGUUGGAAAAAUUAGAGGAAAGUCUUUUCCAUUACUCUUAUUUUUUGAGGCCAUCUUUAGCACAAGUCAUGCAUGCAGACGUCCUAUUGAUGCAGAACUGACCCUGGAAGGAAUCCAAUGUGGAUUAUCUGAAAAACGUUUAGAUUUAGUUAUCAAUUGGGUCACUCAGGAAAGGCUCACAUUUUCUGAGGAGGCUGGGGAUGUCAUUUAUGAUUAUGGGGAGCAGGAUACUUAUAACAAGGCCAAAUGCCUGGCUUUAGCUCAGAUUAUCUACACUGAAUGUGGCCUGCACAAGAAAGCUCUUCUUUGCCUAUGUAAACAGGGUCAGAUUCAUGGGGCCAUGGAAUACAUACAACAGUUCAAGGACUUUACUUCCGAUGACCUGAUGGACCUAAUCAAGUUAUGUCCUCACACUGAAUUAAUUCAGUGUCUCACUAGAGAAUGGAACGGGAAACCACCAUCUUUAUCUUUUGGUCUUGCUAUACUUCAUCUGUUCUCUGUAGAUAUGAAAAAAGUUGGCAUUAAGCUACUUCAAGAGAUAAGUAAAGGUGGGAAAGAAAAAAUAUUUGUUACAGAAACCCCAUCAUUACGAGGUCUCUCUCUAUCAGAGAUAAGAUGGAGGGUUUACCAAAGAGGUUUUUAAGCACUUGGGUCAGCACUACUAGGGAAUUUAUAAAAGAAUUUGAAGGAUCAUGAAAACUAGACCUGUAAGCCCUCAAUUACAUGAUAGUGUCUAAUGGUACCUUGUAGACUCUGAAUAAGGCUGAGCCCUCAUUCUUCAUUUUCUAAGCUCCCUUCCUUGUAACUUUCAAUAUCUGCUAGCCUUACCAAGAAGGAGAUGAGUAAAGGUGUGGGAAUGUGAGACAUGGUAGAGGGUUGAAGUGAGGCAUGAAAAGGUUCAUGAAAAAGCAGAAGAAACUAACACUUGAUUACUUACCAUGGGUUGGAUGAAGCACUCCACAUUAAACUUAUAGGAAUCAGGUUUAAUAGUAAGUGAGUUGAAAUGAUAUCCCUUUCUAUUUUUGAAGAAUUGUUAAAUAUGGAUUUUCAAAUAAGAAUAGGCGACAUACUAUAAUAUUAUAAU
Leopardus geoffroyi (Geoffroy's cat) is the source of this 2278-nucleotide messenger RNA. It is a transcript of the gene CLHC1, whose product is annotated as clathrin heavy chain linker domain containing 1. The transcript is spliced from 12 exons. NCBI's taxonomy places the organism in Eukaryota, Metazoa, Chordata, Mammalia, Carnivora, Felidae. Gene Ontology annotation, molecular function: clathrin light chain binding. Gene Ontology annotation, biological process: receptor-mediated endocytosis. Gene Ontology annotation, cellular component: clathrin complex. The coding region runs from base 188 to 1837 and encodes 549 amino acids. The record is from RefSeq and is a predicted model, not a curated record.